Molecule: messenger RNA, 1370 nt
Organism: Prorocentrum cordatum
Lineage: Eukaryota; Dinophyceae; Prorocentrales; Prorocentraceae
Source: the annotation of a GenBank genome assembly
CACUGGUGGCCCGCGUAAGCUGCGGCGUAAGGUCCCUGUGUCAUGAUCGUCGCUCAUUUUGGCUCAAGAAGGCCGGCUGCGAACCCGCUCCCCCCGAGCCGGCGGACGGCGCCGGUGUUGCGGCGCCAUGGGUGGCCUCUCGCGCCUCGUCGCCUCCCUGGGCGCGCUCCUCCACGCGGACGUGCGGGGCGCGGUCGCCUAUGUGGACGUGAUGUCCGCGGACGGCGGCCUCGAGGCCGCUGAGCCUCGCGUGCUGCGCGGCCCCCCCGCCGCGAACGGAACGGAGGCGCCAGCGCCCGGCAGGCGGCUGGAGGCUUCCCAGGGCUGCCAGCGUUGCUGCAGGGAGGAGGAGUGUGACCUGGCGUGGAAGGGCAUGGCGCAGGGGCUGUGCUGCACCAGAGGCUCCGAGGUCCAGGCUUCGGAGAUGUACUGCUGCCCGAGCUCCAACGGCUGUGGCCCAGCCUUCCAGUGCCCCGCGUCUCCGGCAGGAGCGUCAGGCCCAUUUGUGCACCACGGCGGCAACAGCUUCUCCCACAGGUCACCCGGGCUCCUGGGCAUGCUCCUCCCGCUGCUUCUGCUAGUCUGCGUCUGCUGCGCGCUGAGUCAGCUCUGCAACAAGCAGGGACAUGGCGGCGGCUACGGAGGCGGCCCGACGGGCGGCGGGUACCCUGUGAGCGGCGGCUACGGCGGCUACCCCAUGGGCGGCGGCUACGGUGGAGGCGGCUAUGGGGCCGGCACCGUUGGCGCGGCGGGGCUCGGCGGCCUACUCGGCGGUAUGUUUCUCGGCGAGCAGCUCGCCCACGCCGGCGGCGGGGGCUACGGCUACGGAGGCGAGAUGAUGGACUACGGUGGCGGAGGCGGAGGGUUUAUGGCGGCCGACGGCGGCGGAGGCGGCUUCAUGUCCGCAGACGGAGGCGGCGGCGACUUCUGAGCGGCUGGCCAGCUGGCGCCCCGAUGCUGGGGGGAGGGACUGGGGGAGUAUCAGAAAAGAGGGCGGAGGGGCGCCGCGACCGCCUCGCGCCUGCGUCGCCCAGAGCUGUCCGCUGUCCUGGCCUGCAGCCUUUUCACCCGCUCCCCGGAGCACGCCAGGACGGGCCCAUAUGCCGUUGCCGAUGGCAGGCCAGUAGCCUCUUCCUGUGUCGCCGUGCGCCUGGCUCGUGGCGGUCCGAGACCAUACGGGCUGUCCCCACGCUUCCAGCCCCUACCAUCUCCGGCAGGAGCACGGGCGCGGCUGCCAUGCGCGGGGCGGUCGAGGGCAGUGUUCUCCGGUUGACAGGGCGCCCGGAAGGAAAAAAAAGCUUCAUGUUCCGCCAACCCAGCCCGAUCCGCCUGUUAGGGUCCGCCCGCCCGACCCGCCUGCCCGAAUCGCU